CUCUCCAGUUGCUGUCUCAAGCCCGCUUAAUCCACGUGACGCAGCCACACUGGAAUUUUCGGCCCUACCUUGCCCCAUUUUCAAAAGCCCACACCAAAUAUUUGAUUCGAAACCAUCAUUGACGAAACCUCAAACACCCACCACGACUCGGGAUCGCGACAACAACGUCAAAAUGCCGAGCCAUAAGACUUUCCGCACCAAGCAGAAGCUUGCCAAAGCGCAGAAGGCGAACAGGCCCAUUCCCCAAUGGAUUCGUCUCCGCACCAACAACACGAUUAGAUACAACGCUAAGCGGAGACAUUGGCGCAAGACUCGUCUCGGAAUCUAAAUGGAUUCCUAUCCCGUCGACCCCGAAACUACGAGCUUCCCUUUUCACUUACUCCGCUCGCAAUA
Molecule: messenger RNA, 393 nt
Organism: Lasiosphaeria miniovina
Lineage: Eukaryota; Fungi; Ascomycota; Sordariomycetes; Sordariales; Lasiosphaeriaceae
Product: ribosomal protein L39e
Exons: 3
Coding region: 173-328 (51 amino acids)
Biological process (GO): translation
Cellular component (GO): cytosolic large ribosomal subunit; ribosome
Molecular function (GO): structural constituent of ribosome
Source: RefSeq, a predicted model, not a curated record